AUGGCGGCAACCGCAGAAAAACUCCCUCCGGACGGAGGCAAAACAAAGGGGAAGACCGUGGACAUCACAAAGCUGAGCUCGGGCCGUCUGCACCCUGUGCCCGAUGAAUGUUUGGGGCACGAAGAAGAGUCUGUCUACGGCAUUCCAGAGGAUGUUCGCCCCGUAUACAAAGUUGAGUCUGGCUACGCAGCGCGAGAAGAAGAUGGGUCUGGUUACGGAACCCCAGAAGAUGUACGCGGAUGCGAAGAUGGGUCUGGCUACGCAACGCCAGAAGAUGUGCGCGGAUACGAAGAAGACGAGUCUGUCCACGACAAACCAGGGGGUGCUGACGGAAACAAACCUCCCGGCGAGGAAGGAGGCUUUGCCUACAAGGCUAAAGACCUGAAUGAAUGUACCAAGAAACCAUGCCUACAUGGACGCUGUGUGAACAAAGAUGGCGGAUACAAAUGUACCUGCAACCCUGGAUGGACUGGACAGAACUGUCAGCAAGACCUGAAUGAAUGUGAUGGAAACCCAUGCAAACAUGGACAUUGUGUGAACAAAGAUGGCGGAUACAAAUGUACCUGCAACCCUGGAUGGACUGGGCAGAACUGUCAGCAAGACCUGAAUGAAUGUGAUGGAAACCCAUGUGAACAUGGACGCUGUGUGAACAAAGAUGGCGGAUACAAAUGUACCUGCAACCCUGGAUGGACUGGACAGAACUGUCAGCAAGACCUGAAUGAAUGUGAUGGAAACCCAUGUGGACAUGGACGCUGUGUGAACAAAGAUGGCGGAUACAAAUGUACCUGCAACCCUGGAUGGACUGGACAGAACUGUCAGCAAGACCUGAAUGAAUGUGAUGGAAACCCGUGCACACAUGGACGCUGUGUGAACAAAGAUGGCGGAUACAAAUGUAACUGCAACCCUGGAUGGACUGGACAGAACUGUCUGCAAGACCUGGACGAAUGUGAUGGAAACCCGUGCACACAUGGACGCUGUGUGAACAAAGAUGGCGGAUACACAUGUACCUGCUCACCUGGAUGGACUGGACAGAACUGUCAGCAAGACCUGAAUGAAUGUGAUGGAAACCCAUGUGGACAUGGACGCUGUGUGAACAAAGAUGGCGGAUACAAAUGUACCUGCAACCCUGGAUGGACUGGACAGAACUGUCAGCAAGCCAAACUAUGUCCUACAGGGUGGAGUGGAUAUGAGAACCACUGCUACAAGUUGAUGAGAGACAGAGCUGAAUGGGAAAAAGCAAAUUUACAGUGUGAACGACUCGGUGCAAAUCUGGCUUCUAUCACAAGCCGUGACGAGGCCAACUUCAUCAACGGUAUCAUUACUGGCGCUCCUGUAGGGAAGUGGGGUGUUCAUCUCGUCUGGUUUGGACUGCAUCGCAAAGACGGAUUCCGUACGUUUACGGAUGGGUCACAGGUCACCUACACAAACUGGCAGAAGGGUCAGCCCAACAACAACCGCCAUCUCUUCAGCUUGGAUAAGCCACAGGACUGCGUCGGCAUGUACUCAAAGAAGGGCUCUGCCGGCCACUUUUUCCUGUUUUCAUGCGUGGAAAAGGGACAGUGGAAUGAUGACCAGUGCUACCGUCCCUAUCCCUUCAUCUGCAAGCGUCCGAAGUGACGGAAUACUUCGUUAUUACCAUGUGAGAUUUUGCAUCUCCAAGCAAGAUAGGGCGUGUCCCUAAGGCGCCACUGUACUAAAUCGCCGGUCAUCUGUUUGUAAUAGUAGGACACAGGAGCCAAAAGUGUAUUUUUGGUCUGAAAAUAGCAAAAAACCAAAGUACCAUUAAGGUAACUUCAACACAUACUUUUGCUGGUAAACUAGAGCAAACUCGACGACACACAUUAAAUUUAAAGGUCUUCAUUUAUUCAUUAAUUCAUUAAAUUUGAAAGCACAUUCAGCAAAAGAGGUG
Branchiostoma belcheri (Belcher's lancelet) is the source of this 1909-nucleotide messenger RNA. RefSeq names its product neurogenic locus Notch protein-like. NCBI's taxonomy places the organism in Eukaryota, Metazoa, Chordata, Leptocardii, Amphioxiformes, Branchiostomatidae. The record is from RefSeq and is a predicted model, not a curated record. Gene Ontology annotation, molecular function: calcium ion binding. Bases 1 to 1617 code for a protein of 538 amino acids. The transcript has 11 exons.